AUGCCAUAUAAAUGUUUGUCUUUGGCACCUGAAGAUCCUAAAGCAAUAGCUGAUGAAUAUUCAGGUAAUAUAAGGGAUAACUAUUCCAUGAAAACUGAAAAAGGUUCAGAUCAGGCAGUCAAUGAAAGUUUUGAUGAAAACAGUGAAGACUCUCACUUAGAUAGAUUUCGGGCAGAUGGGAAAGAUGUUAGCAUCGAGUUUUUAUCGGCUAAUGAUCAAUCACUUAUUGCCGUCCAAGGACCUGAAGCUGUUACAACGCUUGAGAAGCUGCUUCCAAAGUCCCAAAUGUUAGACACACUUUAUUUUAUGCACACGUCAGUCAUGGAAGUAGCUGGGGUAUCAAAUUGUCGUGUAACACGAUGCGGCUACACUGGUGAAGACGGUGUAGAGAUAUCUGUUCCGUCAGUCCACGUCCAGCAUGUUACCGAAGCACUUUUAGAUACAAAUCAAAAUCUUAAGAUGGCCGGUUUAGGAGCACGAGAUUCACUACGCCUAGAAGCGGGUUUGUGUUUGUACGGCACUGAUAUAAAUGAUCAAAUUACACCUGUUGAAGCAGGUCUUACUUGGUUAAUUGCUCGAAGUCGACGUAACGAAGGGAAUUUUCCAGGCUCUCGUCGAAUUUUGGCGCAAUUACAGCCAGGAACUAACCAGGUCACGAAACGACGCAUCGGUUUAAUCAUGAACGGGCAAAAGCAAAUUCCACCUGCGCGCGCUGGUGUAAAGAUCUAUUGUCAGGAUAAAGUAGUUGGACAUAUAACAACCGGCUGUCCAAGUCCGACCCUUGGGAAAAAUAUCGCAAUGGGCUAUAUUACUAAUGAUUUGAAGAAGCUAGGCACCGAAGUGCAGCUCAAAGUUCGUAAUGUUCUAUAUGAAGCAACUCUUGCUCGUAUGCCAUUUGUAAAAAGCAAUUACUAUGUCAAUCCAAAUAAAUAAGUUUUAUUUACGAAACGUCUUCUCUGAUGUAUACAUACCGUGGCUCAAUAAAGAACUCAGACACCCAA
This is a messenger RNA of Anastrepha obliqua, 1001 nucleotides long. RefSeq lists its product as uncharacterized. The record is from RefSeq and is a predicted model, not a curated record. The coding region runs from base 1 to 933 and encodes 310 amino acids. The transcript has 3 exons. Gene Ontology annotation, molecular function: protein binding. NCBI's taxonomy places the organism in Eukaryota, Metazoa, Arthropoda, Insecta, Diptera, Tephritidae. Gene Ontology annotation, cellular component: mitochondrion.